AUGGAUAAUAAUACUAAAUAUUUUCAUAUCUUGGCUAAUAGGAGAAUGUUUAGGAAAAAUAUAGAUUGUAUGUGUGAUGUUAAUGGUGUCGGGUAUGAUAAUAGGGAUGACAUUGCAAAUUUGUUGGUUAACCAUUUUGAGACUGUUAGUAAAACCUCUAACCCUUGUUUAUCUGCUGAUACUUUUGACAUUCUACCAACAAUUAUUUCUGACCAGAAUAAUCUUGAUUUCACUAGAGUCCCUUCAAGUGAGGAAAUUCAUAAUACUGUUAAACACAUGUCUUCCUGGAGCUCUCCAGAGCCUGAUGGUUUUCAGGAUGGCUUCUACCAAGCCAAUUGGGAUAUUAUUGGUCAUGAUCUUAUCAUUGCAGUCCGAAGUUUUUUUGAAAAUGGUUUUAUUCCCUCUUCUUUCAACAAAACUUAUAUUUCCUUGAUUCCUAAGACUGAUGAAGCCAAAAACCCAGUAGAUUUCAGACCUAUAGGUUUGUGCAACACUGUUUACAAGAUCAUCUCAAAAAUUAUUGUUGAAAGAAUUGAACCACACUUGAAACACCUUAUUUCCCCCUAUCAAGAUGCUUUUGUCCCAGGGAGAGUAAUACAUGACAAUUUUAUUGUUGAUCAUGAAAUGAUACAUACUAUGAAGCACAAGGAAGGUAUUAGUGGCACUAUGGCACUGAAACUGGACCUUUCUAAGGCAUUUGAUAGGAUUGAAUGGCCUUUUUUACUAGGUAUUCUUAGGAAAUUUGACUUUAAUGAGAAAUUUUUUGGUUAUAUAAAGCAAUGUAUUUCAACUACACAAGUUGCAAUUUUUUUGAAUGGUUCUCCUAUUAAGAGUUUCACACCCUCUAGAGGAAUUAGGCAAGGUGUUAAGGCAGCUAGAAAUUCUCCAGGUAUUACUCACUUAAUGUUUGCAGAUGACCUCCUGAUUCUGGAGGAUUUUGGUAAAGUUUCUGGUCAAGUUCUCAAUUUGGACAAAUCAAGUGUUUACUUUAGUCAUAAUAUCAGUCCUAGUACUAGACAGACUCUUGUUACUCAACUUAAAAUGUCUGAAAUGAAAGACAGUGAUAAAUAUCUUGGUGUCACUCUUUUGAUAGGUAUAGAAAAAACUAGAGCUUUUAAUCCUGUCAUGCAGUCUUUUGGUUCUACGCUCAAAAAAUGGAAAGGGAAAACAAUGAAUCAUUCAGCUAGGUCUACUAUGGCGAAACAUGUGCUUAAUGCUUUGCCAACUCAUCAAAUGGGUUUCUUUAGAUUUCCUAAGACUAUGAUUGAGAAAACGGACUCCAUCCAAAGGGAUUUUUGGUGGGGUCAUCAAAACAGUAGAGGUCAUUGUCCUAUUGGUUGGAAUAAACUUAGUAUACCUAAAUAUUUAGGUGGUCUAGGUUCUAGAAAUCUUGAGCAUUUUAAUACUGCUAUGCUCACUAAACUUGCUUGGAAGGCCUGUAAUGAAAGUAACUCUCUUUGUAUGCAGAUUAUUAGAUCAAAAUAUGGUAAGAAUGGUAGCUUACUUCAUCUUGAUAAACUCAAGGAUGAUUGUUCAUGGAUUUGGAGAAGUAUAUACUCUGGUCUUGAGGUUGUCCAACAGAAUUCCAUGUGGAUUGUUCAAUGUGGCAGAAAAAUUAAUAUAUGGCUAGAUAAUUGGAUAAUACGUUACAAUAGUCUACAUGUCCCAGUAAUGGUAAUAUCUAGUCUAAAUUAUUAUUCUUUGGUUUGUGAUCUUUUUCUCCCUAAUACUAGGAUUUGGAAUACUGAUCUUAUUACUUCAUUGUUUAAUCAUGAGACUGCUACAACCAUUCUUAACAUGAAUAUUCCUUCUAUUGGUCAAGAUUACCUAGUUUGGAAGCCAGACAGAAAAGAUCAUGACACUAAUGAACAGAUUGCUAGAUUUGAGGCUGAAGGCUAUACUUGUAAACUAAUGUGUACUAUCUGGUACAUUUGGAAAGAUAGAUGCAAUUUGUUUUUCCAGAAUGCUAAACCAAAUGCUAAUAGAUAUGUGAAAAUCAAUAUUGAUGCUUCUUAUAUGUAUGAUACUAAAAAGGGCAGUGUUGGACUGAUUACUCGUGAUUAUGCAGUAGAUUGGAUUGAACAUCCAGAUUACAUGAAUGUGGUUUUUGAAAUGGAUUGUACUAAUGUGGUGAACUCUCUUCUUAGUGAUAAAUCACAGAUUCACUGGCAUAACCAACAUUUACUUUUAGCUAUUAAGAAUAAAAAAUUUAGGUACAAGUUCUGGUUCUGUAAGGAAGUCCAUAGGUUAAGUAGUAGUGUUGCUCAUGCACUUGCAAGGAAAGCAAGGCUUGAAGCCAACAAUUUUCUUUUUAUGAACAAUUAUCCUCCCGAUAUCAUCAAAAUGACAGAAGAUGACUAUAACUACACUAUGGGUACCAGAGAUGCUGCAAGUGCUGAUGAGAAACAACAUGAUGUUGGGAAGGCUCAACAUGAUGUUGGCAGUGGCCAACAUCGCAACAUCAGUCGUUUGCUAGGGAGCAAAGCACACACCAAGAAGAAAAUGUCUUCUGGACUGAUGUACAUUGAUGUGAAGUUUUAG
Papaver somniferum (opium poppy) is the source of this 2541-nucleotide messenger RNA. RefSeq lists its product as uncharacterized. Lineage: Eukaryota; Viridiplantae; Streptophyta; Magnoliopsida; Ranunculales; Papaveraceae. The record is from RefSeq and is a predicted model, not a curated record. The transcript is spliced from 6 exons. The coding region runs from base 1 to 2541 and encodes 846 amino acids.